AUGCAGAAUGCUGUCCAGGCAGAGCAGCAGAAGAACGUCGAACUCAAACGCGAGCUGGCAGAGGCUUUGCUUUUUGACUCUCCGGUUUGCACGGGUGCAGAAUCUGCGAACCUGCCAGCUGCGCAUAGCUGCGUAAGCAUCGUCCACCUGCAGGCAAGAGAGGCGCAGAGGAAAAGGCCGGAAGCUAAGGAAGCUAUGGCAUCAGGGCACAACUUGGAGAGUCAGGGUCUCACGAACACUAAGGCUGAAGGUCGUCUAGAGAAGCUUGAAGAGAAGCUCCAGGCGAAAAGAGAUGCCAUACAGGAGCUGCAAGAUGAGAAGGAUGCUUUAGAAACAAAGCUCGAAAAGAAAAAGAAGGAAAAUCGAGAUCUCAAGGAGGAGGUGGAGGAGCUCGAGAAGAAAUUGGAGAAGAAGGUUGGGGAUGAGAAAAAGAAGCAGAGGCAAGAAAGCCCAUCCAGUAGCGAAGAUGAAAAGGCCAAGAAGGCACAAACGAAGUUGAAGGUCGUUCUCUCGGAGCCGAAGCCAGAGCGGCAGCAGGGAUCGAAGGUGAUCCGAUAUGACCCCCCAUUGAUCCGUUACGUCGUUGUUUUCUUUUUGAUCCAGUUCGCACCACGGCGCGAUAGCGAUCGCCGCGGAAGGAGCCGAUCGAGAAGAUCCUCCAGUCGCCCCAGAAGCCGAAGCAGAGACUACCGCGCUGGCGGCAAAGGUGAUGGUAAAGGUGACGGCACACAGCUUUGCAUCCCCUACGUUCAGGGGCGCUGCCGGCGUGGGGAUACCUGUCGAGACAGACACCCUGCUGAUGAUCUGGAUGCAAUUUAUGACACCCUCAAGCGCAAGCCGUGCAGAUAUGGCGCUGACUGCAAGCGGCGGGACUGCGUUUUCAAGCAUCCCGAUGAUGGCCGGCGGCGCACAGACUGA
Molecule: messenger RNA, 918 nt
Organism: Symbiodinium pilosum
Lineage: Eukaryota; Dinophyceae; Suessiales; Symbiodiniaceae
Source: the annotation of a GenBank genome assembly